AACAGCCACCUUAAAUGCUUUAGGCACAUGUCCUAAUGUCAGAGAUGAGUUAAUAAUACUAAGAAGAGGAUCUAUAAUUUCGGGGAGCAUUUCUUUCAGUAGUUUUGUAGGUAUAGGGUCUAGCAUGCAUGUUGAUGAUUUAGAUGAUUUAAUGAUUUUAGACAGUUCAUCGUGAUCUACUGUAGAAAAUAAUUGCAAUUUCUCCUUAGGGGUGCUGUAGUUAGUUUGUUCAGCGGAUUUCACUACAGGUUGCAUUGUUAUAAUUUUUUCUCUUAUAUCUUGGAUUUUACUUGUGAAGUAGUUCAUAAAUUCAUCACUGUUAUGCUGAUAAUCAGAAUCUGACGUCGAUGACGACUUAUUUUUUGUUAAUUUAGCCACGGUGUUAAAUAAGAACCUAGGGUUGUGAUGGUUUUCCUCUAUUAGUGUUGAAAAGUAGGCGGAUCUAGACGUUUUUAUUGCAUUCCUGUAAUUUCGAGUACUAUCCUUCCAUGCUAUACGAAAUACCUCUAAAUUCGUUUUCUUAAAGUUGCGCUCCAUUUUACGGGAUGCUUUUUUUAGAGUCUGAGUGUGUUCAUUAUACCACGGUGUUGGGCUGCUAUUUUUAAUUUUCUUUAAACGCAGAGGAGCAACUGUGUCUAAUAUUUCCGAGAAAGUAGAGUUAAAAUUUUCAAUAGUAGUGUCAAAAUCGUCAACGUUAUUACUCAUGCUGGAUAUUUUAGACAAUUCAGGCAGAUUAUCGAGAAACGCAUCUUUGGUAGUUGAAGUAAUCGUUCUACCAUAUUUGUAACAAGGAGUUUGAUUUGCAGCCGUAGGCCAUUGAAGCAAACAUAAUAUCAGAUAAUGAUCCGAAAUAUCUUCACUCUGCUGAACGAUUUUAACAUCGUCCACAUUUAUACCAUAAGAAAGUAUUAAAUCUAAAGUAUGAUUACGAAGGUGAGUGGGUCCUGACACAUGUUGACUAACGCCCAUGGAGUUAAGAGUGUCUUUGAAAGCCAGUCCCAAGGCAUCUGUAUCAUUGUCUACAUGGAUAUUAAAGUCACCGACGACAAGGACUCUAUCUGCGGCCAGUACUAGUUCUGAUAAGAACCCACCAAAAUCUUUAAUAAAAUCUGUGUGGUGCCCUGGAGGCCUAUAUACAAUAGCUAGAAUAAAUUUUAAAAAUGUUUUGUCCUUAGUAUUAGGUGUCGAUACGUGAAGUACCAUGACUUCGAAAGAACUGUACUUAAAAUUAGACUUCUGAGAGGUAAUAAAAGAAUUCUUGUAAAGUGCAGCGACACCUCCCCCUCUACAUUUUAGACGAGGCUCGUGUUUAUAGUAAUAAUCAUGGGGAACGGAUUCAUUUAGAGUAAUAAAAUCAUCUGGCUUUAGCCAUGUUUCUGUCAAACAAAGCAUGUCUAUUUUAUGAUCGGUUAUCAAAUCGUUAACAAAAAGUGCUUUAUUUGAGAGAGAUCUAAUAUUAAGCAAUCCGAGUCGUAACAGCUGAUUAUCUGUAUUUUGUUCAUGUUUGAUUUGUUUAACGUUUAUUAAAUUACUUUCAAGAGGUUUACGCAAUAUCUUAUGUUUGCUAAUCCGGGGGACAGACACAGUCUCUAUUUUAUGUUGUUUGUAAGAAGGGAUUAUUACAUGUUGUAUAUUUUGUGUAUUCUGUAACGCGAGACGGCAAGCAGACAGUUGGUUAAGCCAUUCUGUCUCCUUCCUGACCUGGGCCCUAGGUAGUCAGACUUUAGCAUUAUUAAGACUGUGUGCCAAAUUUCUAGAGAGGAGGGAAACCCCAUCCCAGGAGGGAUGGAGACCAUCUCGUUUCAACAGGUCAGGUCUGCCCUCAAAACUCUUCCAGUUAUUUAUAAAAUCUAUAUUAUUCUGCAGGCACCACUCAGACAACCAGCCAUUUAGUGAUGAUAAUCUGCUAUAAAUCUCAUCACCACGGUAAGCAGUAAGGGGGCCAGAGAAUAUUACAGUGUCUGACAUCGUUUUUGCGAGCUCACACACCUCUUUAAUAUUAUCUUUAGUGAUCUCCGAUUGACGGAGUCUAACAUCAUUUGUGCCGACAUGAAUAACAAUCUUACUGUAUUUACGAUUAGCCUUAGCCAGCACAUUUAAGUUUGACUUGAUGUCAGGCGCUCUGGCUCCCGGUAAACAUUUGACUAUUGUGGCUGGUGUCUCUAUGUUAACGUUCCGGACAAUAGAAUCACCGAUCACUAGGGCACUUUCAGCAGGUUUCUCAGUCGGUGCGUCACUGAGCGGGGCAAACCUGUUCGAGACUUUAAUCGGAACGGUUGAGUGAUGUUUUGUCCUGCGACUAUGCCGUCUCACCGUCACAAAGUUUCCCAGCUGCAGGGGAUUUUCAACCGGAACCGAGCUGUGUGCGCUAACAUUGCUCGCAUCCGAAGUGUUUUCUACGGUUCUUACACUCUUACUAUCCUCAAAUAAAGAUUGGAUGCGAGACUCUAAUUCUAAAAUCUUCUCCGUCAGCCUAACUACUUCCCUGCAUUUAUCACAUGUAAAACCCUCGCCGCUGACAGAGAAGGCUAAACUAAACAUAUGACAUGAGGUGCAAGUAACAACAAUAGGAAUAGAAGCCAUAACUCACCGGGUAUGAAGUGCAAUCCUAACUUACCAAGGUUGCUUGAUGAGUCUUAGUAUAUACGCUUAAAAAGAGAAACAGUUAGCACACAAGACAAAUAGGGGGAGAUGAUAUUCCACAAUGUAAACAGAAGGCAAGCUAACACGCUAAUAUGCUAGCGGCGUUACGUUUCAAUGAAUAUAGGUUUAAAAUAUAAAGUUAUAAAUAAUUCGGCAACGACAGUGAUAUGUAACGAUAGUAAAAUACACUAAUAAUAAGACCAAGAACAAAUGUGAGGUGAAGCAAGUGUCAGAGGAUACAAACUAGCCGCCGGCAGCGAUGCAAUCAGGAACCGGAAACCGUGCCGACAACGUGAGAAAACAGAGCUCACUCAUUUUAGAGAUCUGAACGCUGGACAUGCUGGAACAUACUGGUGUGGAGUGAAAACAUCUCAAUAUACUGACACAUUCACUCAAGUCCAGCUAGAUAUUAAAGACGAUUUAGUUCUGUCUCAUUGGUGGGUGAAUAAAUCUGUUUCUGUUGGUGAUGAAGUCAAUAUUACCUGUCUGAUCCCAGAGGAACAUAAAUCCAGUCCAAAGUUCUUCUGUAAAGAGGAUGAAAAACACAUCUGUCAAACCGUCAACAGAUCUAAAGUGAAACUAAAUGAUUUCUCUGAUAAAAGUGUUUUUACUGUGAUCAUCAGUGAUGUGACAGAGAGAGAUGCUGGAGUUUACUGGUGUGGAGCAGAAACCAGUCACACAGAUUUCACUUUCAUCUCUCUCACCACUAAAGUUUAACUCAAACUCAUCAGUAAAGUGGGUGUGGUCAAAGUGACCGGCUACUUAGGAGGUCAAAUCAACUUCAAAUGUUAUCACCAUCAACACAAAAGCCAUCCCAAAUAUAUCAUUAAAGAAUCUGAUGGAUUGCUACAAGAUAAAUGGAUGGACAGUGGAGAUGUUUGUCUGUAUGAUGACACCAGUGCAGGAGUCUUGAUGGUGUAUUUUAGAGAGCUAAACGCUGGACAUGCUGGAACAUACAGGUGUGGAGUGAAUACAUCUCACUACAUGGAAGUCCAACUGAAGGUUCAAGCAGCUUUUACAGAGAGAGUGAAUAAAUCUGUGGUUGUUGGUGAUGAAGUCAAUAUUACCUGUCGGAUCCCAGAGGAACAUAAAUCCAGUCCAAAGUUCUUCUGUAAAGAGGAUGAAAAUCACAUCUGUCAAACCGUCAGCAGAUCUAAAGUGAAACUAAAUGAUUUCUCUGAUAAAAGUCUUUUUACUGUGAUCAUCAGUGAUGUGACAGAGAGAGAUGCUGGAGUUUACUGGUGUGGAGCAGAAACCAGUCACACAGAUUUCACUUUCAUCUCUCUCACCACUAAAGUUCAACUCAAACUCAUCAUGCCUCCCGUGCUUGGAGAUGAAGGAGGAUCUGCUCAGAUCGUGUGUCCUUAUGAUCCCAUCUUUAAUUCAAAGAAAAAAAAACUGAUGAAGAGUUGUACAGAUGAAAAUACUCUCAUGGAGAUGAACAGAUGGAGUGUGAAUGAUGACACGACAGCAAGUGUGUUUAGUGUGAACAUCACUGGACUGACAGCAGAGGAUGCUGGGAAAUACUGCUGUGCAGUGACAUUAGAAACAGACGUGAUCUAUCUUUACACUCAUCUCAUUAUUAUCAUCAAACAGGAACUUCUCUUGAAUAAGAGUGAAGGAGACAACAUGUCAAUGGAGUGCAAACAUCACGCUGAAUAUCAGAAAGUCUUCUGUAAAGCACAUGAAGUCUCAAUGUGUGUCAAUGAUGGAGUUUCAUUACAGUCAAUCAGAGAUGAUGGAUUCUCUUUAAGUGAUGAAACAUCUACUGGAGUCUUUACUGUAAACAUCAGUCAUCUGAGAGAAGAGCAUUCUGGGAUAUACUGGUGUGGAUCUCACAUCAUCACUAAAGUGCAUUUGAACGUCAUGAGAGAAUCCUCAGUGAUGAAGAAGAUCGUCUUCAUUGUGUGUGUUUGUGUGAUUCUGCUGCUGAUUGGAGGAAUCACUUUGAUAGAUUUUAAAAUUAAAUGCAACAAAACACCAGAUCCUAAAUCGUUACCCACAAUCCCCUCUUCUGAUGAUGAUAUGCUGUACACUGCAGUCAGUUUCCACAAGUAUGAAGAUUCUGUCAGUGAUGCUACAGUCACCUUCAGUAAGGACGAGAUUUUAACAGAAUACACCACUGUCAUAUACAACAUGAGACUUGAAUAACACAAACAUUAUUCAAAAUUAUUUUCACCUUUCCCACUGAAAAUAUAAACAAGUCACAUUGUCUUUUAUAUAUUCUUUUAAAUAUCAUUACAUUGGCACAGAACUGUUACAACUCUUUUGUUUUUCUAAGAUAUGAAUAACUUUUUUGCUCCUGAAAACCAGGAGCUGUUUGAAAUACAACUUCAGUUGUUAAUACGUUUAUUUUCAUGCCUUUACAUUUACAAAUGCAUUUUUUCUGUUCAAAUCUCAUUAUAUUACAUCAUAUCUCAUACUGUUUUAAUUAAAAUCACCUAAAAAGAA
Molecule: messenger RNA, 5094 nt
Organism: Triplophysa dalaica
Lineage: Eukaryota; Metazoa; Chordata; Actinopteri; Cypriniformes; Nemacheilidae
Product: polymeric immunoglobulin receptor-like
Exons: 8
Coding region: 3505-4794 (429 amino acids)
Cellular component (GO): plasma membrane
Molecular function (GO): transmembrane signaling receptor activity
Source: RefSeq, a predicted model, not a curated record